Messenger RNA from Toxotes jaculatrix (banded archerfish), 3212 nucleotides. It is a transcript of the gene chic2, whose product is annotated as cysteine-rich hydrophobic domain 2. The transcript is spliced from 6 exons. NCBI's taxonomy places the organism in Eukaryota, Metazoa, Chordata, Actinopteri, Toxotidae. Bases 161 to 673 code for a protein of 170 amino acids. The record is from RefSeq and is a predicted model, not a curated record.
UGCUGAACGAUGUGAGCUGAAUAGUCUCCGGGACGGGGUGAUAUUUUUCUGUGGCUGUCUUCGCGGUUCUCUCUGUACUUUUCUCGGUAAGGUCUCGCUGUCCGUCGGCAUCGUGUCUCUCCCGGUGUCUCUCCCGGGAAGCGCGAGGCCGAGUCGUGCGAUGAUGGAGGACUUUGAUGAGAUCUACGAAGAGGAGGAGGAGGAAGAGGAGGACGAGGACAGGGCCGCGGAGGAGCAGCUCCUCAAGUACGCUCCGGACCCGGUGGUGGUACGAGGAUCCGGCCACGUCACUGUGUUUGGGCUUAGUAACAAAUUCGAGUCAGAAUUUCCUUCAGCACUUACAGGGAAGGUGGCACCAGAGGAAUUCAAAGCCAGUAUCAACCGUGUAAACAGCUGCCUGAGGAAGACGCUGCCAGUGAAUGUGCGGUGGCUCCUGUGUGGCUGCCUCUGCUGCUGCUGCACUCUGGGUUUUAGUUUGUGGCCUGUCAUCUGCCUCAGCAAGAGGACAAGAAGAUCUAUAGAAAAGCUCCUGGAGUGGGAGAACAGCAGACUUUACCACAAGUUGUGUUUGCAUUGGAAACUAAGCAAAAGGAAGUGUGAAACCAACAACAUGAUGGAAUAUGUAAUCCUAAUAGAGUUCCUACCUAAGAUCCCCAUCUUCAGACCGGACUAGCCUGACUGCAGCUGAUCUUAAACCACCACUGCUGCCCAGCUCUGUCACAGAUCCACAAUGGCUGUAAAACUCCUGAAAAACUACCCUUCUCAAAAUACUACAGUGUUUUUUGUUUACAGGGUAGCAUCAAUCUUUCCACUUUUCUAUAUCAUCUCUUCUCCCACACAUACCUUAUCUACGCCCUUGUUUACAAAUCCAGCAUCCCCACUCCAGCAUUGGAGGGAAUUCACCAUUGAACCAUGACCUAUCGGACAAGCUGGCACACUGUCAAGCCACGCGAGCCAGCACCAGCCCGUGGGAUGUCGGGAGACCCAGCCAUGGGCAGUGUUAUUGAUUUUUGGAGCCAGACCUGGAGACUGGACCCUUGAACUGAGUUCUGUGAGCUACAACUGGAAUUUUCUCACUUGUAUGUUCCCUUACCUAAGCACAUGGCACAGUCAGACCAUGAUAGAACAAACAGUUUCAUAUGUUACCUACUGUCACACCGCCAACUUCACCUGCAAAAAAAAAAUACACCCCAGUGCUUUUGUAACAGUUGGUUUGGUGCUCUAAAUCCUGAACAGAGGCUGCGGCGGCAACACAACAUGGAACUCCAAAGGAACCUUCAUCCAAAUCAACUCUGUAGCGGGCUGACUAGUCUCACAGGAACAUGUUGGGCCAGUGGCCAAAACAGCUGAACUCAGAAAUGUCACUCUUCGUAUCAACUACCAGAACACUCUGAUCCUCUCACCCCCUUUCAUAUCUCUGCACACUUAUUGUGCAUCACUCUAACCCAGUGACAAUCACACACGUUGACUGUACUCCCCAUAGUAUGAAUGAGUCUUUAUGCUACACUGUUUACCUGAACUAUUUUUUUUUUCACCAUUAUGUGUGUCCAGGUGAUGGACUGGCUGCCUAGCAACCGAUUCUUGAGUCACAGUGGAGCAUGUAAGCUGGAAAAAAAGCCACUGUUGAUGAUGAGCUGAAUCCCUGGUUUCUUUAUAUUUUUUAGUAUCUCAAGUUUUGUUUACUUUUUUUGGUGAAAGAGAGGCAGUCAGUGUGUGUGUGUGUGUGUGUGUGUGUGUGUGUGUGUGUGUGUGUGUGUUUGAGAGAGAGAAACGUAAGCAAAAAAGACAAAUCAGACAUGAAGAGAUACUCUUUACUCUGUAAAACAGGGUUCUUUCUUUGCCAUAACUGAUUUUUGUUAUUUUGUUGUAGUAAUUUAUAAGUGCGUGAGUGUACAUAUAAUAUGUGCAUUCGUGAAAUAGGCCUCGGUUGUUGUUGUUUUUUUCUUUUUUCUGCAAAGGUAUGCUAUGGUUGUUUAUUUUUUGUCUCUAUGGUCAUGUGUCAACACUAAAGCACACAAUCGCUUAACACCUUCACAUGGCCUCUCUUCCUUAUCUGCUGACCUUGGCUUACUUAUAUGAGUGUUCAAGUUAAGGACGUGGUUUUGAUGAAGUUUCUCUGUUUUUGAUAUAAUCUGACUCAUUAAAUUCAGAGGCCUGGGUUGCCUAAGAGUGUUAGAUCCCCUUUAGUAGGUGUUAGUUAAUACCAGCGUCAUAAAGCAGGAUUACUAGGAAAGUUAGCUACAUAACUGCACUGAGUAAAAACAGACUACUCCCAGAUCAGGAACGUGGACUUUAAAGCUGCAGUAUUUUUAUAUUGAAAAUAACUGUGUAAGGUGAACCCAGAGAAAAUUAUUAUCCCACUCAGCAGUUACUCCCAGCUCUACGAAGCAUUUUUGUAUCUUUAUUUCUCUUUGUUUUGGAUUUCUGGCCCGUAACUUCUGGUGGUUCACUCUCACUACCCCCAUCAUCAUCACCAUCAUCUUGUUUGCAGCAGCAACAGCAGGCGACUGUUUCCAGAAAUAAUAAACCCACAGUACACUCCGUGCCCAGCACCAAACAGCAGCAGACAGACAAAGUUAGCAACUAUCUGGUCACAGUGGAGCACUCAGUAGCUGAAGAACCUGAUAUUUCCUCAGGAAUCUGUGGAGACCAAUAAUGAAGCUAAAGGGAGGGUGAAUGUUGGGCCAUAUGGCCAAAAACAACUCCAAAUGAAUGCUAAUGUAGCUCUCUCUACAGGAUGUGUAAAUAGGCAACGGUUUGCUAACAAAUUUGCUUUAUAAGCUUUAUCAAGUGAUGAGUCAUUGCAGGUUUAAGAAAAAAAAAAGUCGCUCCAGGCUCGAUUUGGUUCAGUUAUCUAGCUAACUAACAAUCCUGCUUUGAGAUAAAGCCCUAAGACUAUUUUUAAAACUGUCAACUUAUUUCAGAUCAUAUCAUAAAGCACAUCCCAGUUUCUUUAAACAUGUAAUCAUUUGCAAGUUAUUAGGAGAGAAGGGAGAACAGAAAAGGAAGGUCUUUUUGAAUAUGAUACAGAUUUAGCUUUUCCCACUCAGCACGCCUCUUGAUUUAUAAAUACACACAACAUACUGACUGAGACUGUCAGAUUGUGUAUUGCAAGAAUUUGAAAAAAAAAAAGCCACUUAGUUUUAGGUCACUCAGCUCUGGUUGAUUGUAUGGGUCACACUCAGGGGAUAAUACUAGAUAAACAAUAUGUA